Acromyrmex echinatior (Panamanian leafcutter ant) is the source of this 960-nucleotide messenger RNA. RefSeq lists its product as uncharacterized. The record is from RefSeq and is a predicted model, not a curated record. NCBI's taxonomy places the organism in Eukaryota, Metazoa, Arthropoda, Insecta, Hymenoptera, Formicidae.
UAUUACCUCGGCCGGGACUUGAACCCGGAUCUCUUGUAUUCCAUACAAGCGUCCUAAGUAGACACUUAUAAUGACUCUAACCAAGAGCUUAUAAUGAAGAGCUAUAUUAAGCCAAGGAAUACUUGCGAUAUUUCAAGAACCAAUAAUCCAUGGAAAAGAUUAAAACUUUUGAGAAAUCAGGACACAUGGAACGGAUUUGCCGAAGAUCUCUCUCUUAAUCUCUUUAAUUACUGGCAUUGAAAACGAAAGCCGGAGAAAAAUCCUACAUUUUGUUACUCAGCGAAAUCUAAAAGAUACAGAACAUCUGUAACAACGAUGUAUUCUGAAACACUACGUUGGUAUUCCAAGAAUGGACACGGAGGACGUUGUGUUUUGCGCCUUCUAACUUUUACGAAGGAUUUUCUCAACAAUGGCAUUACGAUUACUGGAUCAACUACCUUAUUCAAACGAAACAAAAAGGGCAUAAGUGUAUUUUAUUGGCUACAAGAACGUAUUGUUAUGCCCGUGCCUUGGCGACAUCCGUGGUGUAUUGAAGAGAGAGCAUUGUCGAAGCGACUAGCCGUUCAACUUCUUAACAAGAUCUUCAGAUUUGGAUGUGAGCCGUCGUGUCCAGACGUAUUUCUUCAUUUGCAUUAUCAUUUAUCGUUCAUUGUAUUUUGUGUUCUCUUUGUUAAUAAACGUUUCUUGUUCUCCCUUUUACAUUCGUGUUCUUUAUUUCCACGGUUCGGGAAUGGGUGAACGCGUCCGCGAGAGCGACUUCGCGAAUCGACUACACGGGUGCAACAUUUGCGUAUCAUUACUUUUCAACGUAGUCACUACUUACAGCUAUAUAUUUUUCUCAACGGUAAACCAGUUUUUUCAUCUUAAUGAAGAAUUCCGGCAGUCUUUUCUUUAUCCACGACUUGAUUGCGUCUUUUAGUUUAUCAUAUGAAAAAUAAAUUCUAGUAAUAUUAAUCGUUG